Messenger RNA from Olea europaea var. sylvestris, 2768 nucleotides. RefSeq names its product G-type lectin S-receptor-like serine/threonine-protein kinase At1g11300. The record is from RefSeq and is a predicted model, not a curated record. The transcript has 7 exons. Gene Ontology annotation, molecular function: protein serine/threonine kinase activity; ATP binding. The coding region runs from base 316 to 2472 and encodes 718 amino acids. Gene Ontology annotation, biological process: protein phosphorylation; recognition of pollen. Lineage: Eukaryota; Viridiplantae; Streptophyta; Magnoliopsida; Lamiales; Oleaceae.
CUAUGGCUUAGAUGCUAUGACUUUUUUCAUUUAGUUUCUGCUCCACCACGCCCACCCCAGAAGAAGACGUAAGUACGAAAAGGAAAAUAGAAGAAAUGAAAAGACUUGUCUAAAUCUGCAGGCUGGUUCGUUCUUCUUUGAUGGCUUGUGGCUCAUUAUUUAGCUCAAACUUGCACCCUUUGAAUUUCCGUACGGAAACACUGCCAAUUUUCGUCGAGAAUGAUCUAAUUCUACUAGACCCACAAAACUGAAUAGUGGAGAAUUUGUCUGUUCUUGGUAAUCAGAAAUCGAUUCAUCAGAGCAAGAGGCUUGAUCAUGAUCACGGGUAAGAGUCUGAAUUCUCUUGUUCUAUGCAUCCUUGUUGUCCUUUACUGUUGCCCUUCAAGAUUUUGCACAUCAAGGGACAACAUUACAGCAAAUCUAGUUAUUAAAGACCCUGAAACUAUAGUGUCGAAGGGUAAGCACUUCAAAUUGGGAUUUUUCAGUCCUUUUAAUAACUCCAGGCGUUAUUUAGGUAUUUGGUAUAACCAAAAUGUUUCUGAACCUUCUGUGGUGUGGAUAGCAAAUAGGGAUAAAGCUUUGAACGAUUCUUCUGGUACUGUGAAGAUAUAUAAAGAUGGGAAUAUUGUGGUUAUGUAUAGGGACAAGGAAAUUCUUUGGUCGUCAAAUGUUAAAAAUACUAAGAUGAAUACGACUGCCCAGCUAUUGGAUUCUGGAAAUCUUGUUUUGAUAGAAUCUUCUAGUGGACGUAAAUUAUGGGAAAGUUUUAAGCAACCUUCGGGGUCAUUCUUGACAGCAAUGAAAAUAAGUCGUAGUAUUACCGUAGUUGAGAAGGCUACUACUUCUUGUGGUAAUGGCACAUGUGGACCGUUUGGGAUCUGCAACUCACAAAACUCGCCUAUUUGUACCUGUUUGAGAGGGUUUUAUCCGCAGGACGAUGGGGAAUGGAAAGCAGAGAACUGGACAAGUGGAUGCGUGAGGAGGAUAGAUUUGCAGUGUGAAACAAACAAUGGCUCCAAUAGUGGGAGCAAAGAAGAUAGGUUUUUGAAGCUAGAAACGAUGAAAGUUCCAGAUUAUGGAGAUCGGCAGCCCGGUCAGGAAUCUGAAUGUGAAGGUCUAUGCAUGAAGAAUUGUUCCUGCAUAGCCUAUGCUCAUGACACUGGUAUUGGCUGUCUGUUCUGGACUGGAAGCUUAAUUAACAUUCAAAAAGACUCUGCAGGCUCAGAUCUUUUCAUUCGACUGGCAAAUUCGGAAUUUGGUCAUAAGAAAGACUUUAAGUUAGUCCUAAUAAUUAUGGUUAUCGUUGGUUUGAUUUCCAUAUCCAUUAUCAUAUUCUUUUCCUGGAAAUUCAUGACUAAACCAAGAGGCAACACGAUGAUAUCAGAACAUGGGGAUGUACGCCCAUCUGAUUCAGUUGAUGUUUCUCGUGAAGAUGAUAUACGCAAUGCUAGCAUCGAAGAGUUACCAUUAUUUAAAUUUGAGAUGCUUGCAAAUGCGACGGACAAUUUCCACGAUGCUAACAAGCUUGGAAAGGGCGGUUUUGGUCCAGUUUACAGGGGACAAUUGGCAAAUGGUAGAGAAAUUGCAAUCAAGAGGCUAUCAAAAGUAUCUACACAAGGGAUGAAAGAAUUUAUGAAUGAAGUGACGUUGAUUUCCAAACUCAAACACCGGAACCUCGUUAGACUGCUGGGAUGCAGUGUUGAGAGGGGAGAGAAGAUGCUAGUCUAUGAAUACAUGCCUAAUAAAAGCUUGGAUGCACAUCUAUUUGAUCCAUCACAAGAUAUCUUAGAUUGGAGACUACGUUUCAGCAUUAUUGAAGGUAUUGGCCGAGGCCUUCUUUAUCUUCACAGAGAUUCUAGAUUGCGGAUAGUUCAUAGAGAUCUGAAGCCAAGUAACAUAUUGCUGGAUAAUGAUUGGAACCCAAAGAUUUCAGACUUUGGCAUGGCAAGAAUUUUUGGAGGCAACCAAGAUCAUGCCAGCACUGUAAGAGUGGUAGGAACAUAUGGAUAUAUGGCCCCUGAAUAUGCAAUGGAAGGAAGAUUUUCAGAAAAAUCUGAUGUCUUCAGCUUUGGAGUUUUGAUGCUAGAGAUCAUUAGUGGAAGAAAGAACACGAGCUUCUAUAAGCAUGAGAGCUCUUUGAGCCUUCUGGGAUACACAUGGAAGCUAUGGAAUGAAGACGAUGUUGUGUCUUUAAUAGAUGCAAGAAUAUUGAGUCCAAGUUACCGUGCAGAGAUCAUGAGAUGCACACACAUCGGCUUAUUGUGUGUCCAAGAACUUCCCAAAGAUAGGCCAAAUAUUUCUGCCGUUCUAUCAAUGCUUAGCAGUGAAAUUGUCGAGCUUCCUGAGCCGAAGCAAGCCGCAUUUGCUGAAAAGUGGAGUCGUCCUCACACAGGUACAGGAUCUUCUCAGCAGAGCCAAAAGAGUAGUAGUUCCUUGAAUAAUGUCACUCUUACAGCAGUUGAUGGCCGAUGAAAUCAGUAGUGACUUGAUCGACAGAGAUUGCACCCGCGAAGAGCUCAAUUAAUUUUGUAAACACAUUGAUCUUGAGUUUUUAUUGUAUAGUUUUGAGUAUACUAAUCGAGGCCAACUGGCCCUAUGUGAGUAAAAUAUUGUAAAAUAAUUUAAAAAUUAUCGCGUGAACAUACUUAUAUGGCUGAGCUUGUUAGAAUUUCCGAAUACCCACCUGACCCCAUGUGACUAAAAUAUUGUAAAAAAAAUAAAAAUCCCUCUCACCUUCUAUUGUGAGUAUUCCAGAGGCGUUCCUUGUA